AUGAUGAUUGUGGUGGUGGUAAUAUUUGCAGUAUGUUGGUUACCUUUCCACGUGUACUUCAUCAUAGUGUCAUACUUCCCAGAGAUUACUAACGAGCCAUACAUCCAAGAAGUUUUCCUAGGUAUUUACUGGCUAGCGAUGUCUAACAGCAUGUAUAAUCCCAUAAUCUACUGCUGGAUGAAUUCUAGAUUUCGACGUGGAUUCGCACGUUUCUUCUCCUGGUGUCCCAUGGUACAUGUGCCUCCUGAGCCUUCGCUGUCACGAUCCGAAGCCCUGACAUCUCGAUACAGUUGCACUGGAAGUCCUCAAUCAAACACCAGAAUAUCACGGAACGGUACGUCCUCGUGCACAUCCUUGGAACAUCCAUGCGCCACAUCGAGCACAACAUCCACGAGCGAGUCACGCUUCGAGCACGACGACACCUACACGGACGCACGAAAUUCUUACAUAGACUUGCACGACCUCAGCGCCACCAGCGUCGUCGUUGGUGAUACCAAUGCCGACGUUUACCGCGAGAUGUAGUAACGAAAUCAAAACGACGGUGAAUCCGUUCAUUGUUUCCGCACGGAAGCUGUUACGCUCUCGGUAACAGGCAUGGCACGAAUACCUUUAUACCUACAAUCUUCGAGAGGAGGAAACGAUCGGUUCUUGGCCCAACAUCGAGGGAGAAAGUGGAAAACUUCGCAAACCAUGGGCCACGUAUCUUGACAGGAGGAGGAAAACCCACAGCAACGAGUACAUACCUGGAUAUAAGAGUACAUAUCCUACGCUACGGACCUCUUUAAGAUUCAUCUGACGUGAAACAAGAGAGGUUAGGAAGGAGCAAAACAUGCCGUUUCUCCUUCACCACGUAGACCCAUGAUCGACCAGAAAGAAAGCUCAAAUACUGUUCACUAUGUUCAAUAGAAACAUUAACCAUCUACUAAAUAUUAAAUAAUGUUUCCGUCUUGGUGUAAAACAACCGCUGAAUCGAGCUUCAAAACGACGACGAGAAUUUCUAUCAUGUCCACACGUGCUCAAAUUUUUGAAAAUGUCACAAAUAUUUCUUUGCACUGCUACACGAUAUAAAAUGUUAGACAAGUUACUUUUACGUUAAUUUCUAAAUGUUAUUUUAUUUAGAUUCACAAUAUUUGGACUCGUUGUUCAGUACAUAUAUGUACGUAUAAAUGAUGACGGACCAAUAACAUAACCUAUCGC
Molecule: messenger RNA, 1197 nt
Organism: Eufriesea mexicana
Lineage: Eukaryota; Metazoa; Arthropoda; Insecta; Hymenoptera; Apidae
Product: tachykinin-like peptides receptor 99D
Exons: 3
Coding region: 1-522 (173 amino acids)
Biological process (GO): G protein-coupled receptor signaling pathway
Cellular component (GO): plasma membrane
Molecular function (GO): tachykinin receptor activity
Source: RefSeq, a predicted model, not a curated record